GUAAAGUAUAACAAGUUUAGUAAAAAUGGUUAAUUAUAAAGAGAAUGGCAAGUUCUACAGAAGUUUGCUGCUGCUGACAACAAUACUACUACUACAUUAUAAUCAGUUCCCAAGAGUUUUCUUUUCUCUCCAUUUCUAGGGUUUCUACCCAACCUCUCUAGGGUUUUGUACCAACAUCCAUUCAUCACCUUGAUUUGUGGUUACCAGUUGAGCUCUGCUCUUGUCUACUCAAUUGAGAUCGAUAGCGACAGUUGAAAUGGUAGAUCUUUGUUAUGGCAAUUGGUAAAAGUUUAAAUCGGGCAAGAUCGAACAUCCCUUGAUAUGGUGUCUUGUAAUGUUAAUUGAGAAUUGGUGUAGAAAAGAAGAAUCAGUGUUGUAAACAUGCAUUUUGGUAAACUCGAUGACUCUCCCAUGUUCCGUAAACAGCUGCAAUGUUUUGAAGAAAGUGCUGAAUCACUAAGAGAAAGAAGCUUGAAAUUCUAUAAAGGAUGUCGAAAAUAUACGGAGGGACUUGGAGAGGGAUAUGAUGGAGAUAUUGCUUUCGCGAGUGCCCUGGAAACAUUUGGUGGGGGGCACAAUGAUCCCAUCAGUGUUGCAUUUGGAGGUCCUGUAAUGACUAAAUUUACUAUUGCACUGAGGGAAAUCGGGACUUAUAAGGAAGUUCUUCGGUCACAGGUUGAGCACAUGCUGAAUGAUCGGUUACUGCAGUUUGUUAACAUAGAUCUGCAAGAUGUCAAGGAAGCUCGGAAGCGCUUUGACAAGGCAAGCCUAAUUUAUGAUCAGGCCCGCGAGAAGUUUUUGUCACUAAGGAAAGGCACAAAAAGUGAUGUUGCCAGUUUACUGGAGGAGGAACUUCAUAAUGCAAGAUCAACUUUCGAGCAAGCUCGAUUCAGUUUGGUAACCGCUCUUUCUAAUGUUGAAGCAAAGAAACGGUUUGAAUUCCUGGAAGCAGUUAGUGGUACAAUGGAUGCUCAUCUUCGUUAUUUCAAACAGGGAUAUGAGCUUUUGCAUCAGAUGGAGCCAUAUAUCAAUCAGGUCCUGACUUACGCACAGCAGUCUCGAGAACGCUCCAACUAUGAGAAGGCAGCUCUUAAUGAAAAGAUGCAAGAAUACAAGAGACAAGUAGAUCGAGAGAGCAGGUGGUUGUCCAAUGGUUCUAAUGGAUCUCCUAAUGGAGAUGGUAUACAAGCCAUUGGCAGAAGUUCACACAAGCAAAUAGAAGCUGUCAUGCAAUCUGCUGCAAGGGGAAAGGUUCAAACCAUUAGACAAGGUUAUCUAUCAAAGCGCUCAUCAAAUUUGCGGGGAGACUGGAAAAGAAGGUUCUUUGUUCUUGAUAGCCGUGGAAUGUUGUACUACUAUCGCAAACAGAACACAAAACCAUCUGGGUCAGGUAGUCAACAUUCUGGCCAGCGAAAUAGUUCAGAGCUUGGUUCUGGACUUCUUAGUCGCUGGCUUUCGUCCCAUUAUCAUGGUGGUGUACAUGAUGAAAAGUCUGUUGCUCAUCAUACUGUAAACCUUUUGACAUCAACUAUAAAGGUUGAUGCUGACCAAUCAGAUCUGCGGUUUUGCUUCAGGAUUAUCUCCCCUACAAAGAGCUACACCUUGCAGGCAGAGAGUGCCUUGGACCAAAUGGAUUGGAUUGAGAAAAUAACAGGAGUUAUUGCUUCUUUGUUGAGUUCUCAGGCCCCUGACAGGUGUUUGACUGCCAGUCCUAUGGGAAGUGGUCAUCAUCGAUCUGCCAGUGAGAGCAGUUCAUUUGAAAGUUCAGAUUUUGACCCGCCUGCAGUUGAAGACCAUCCAUCUGACAGGCUUAUCUCAGCACAUCAUGAUCGCCCUUUCAGAAAUUCACAACAGCUACGAUCUGCUCCAAAAACUGAACAGCCAAUUGCCACACUACGUAGAGUAUGCGGGAAUGAUAGAUGUGCUGACUGUGGUGCUGCUGAACCAGAUUGGGCAUCUUUAAAUCUUGGUGUUCUUGUUUGUAUUGAAUGUUCAGGUGUUCAUCGUAAUCUUGGUGUGCAUAUAUCAAAGGUGAGGUCACUCACACUUGAUGUCAAAGUAUGGGAGCCUUCUGUUAUAGCUUUAUUUCAGUCGUUGGGGAAUACCUUUGCAAAUUCAGUCUGGGAGGAGUCACUGCAAGCUCGAGGUGCUUUCCAAGUUAAUGUUUCUGCUGCCAGCUCAUACAGAUCUGAUAAACAGCAACAGCUCUACAUCAGCAAGCCAAGUCAUGCUGAUCCCAUUUCAACCAAGGAGAAAUUCAUCCAUGCAAAGUAUGCAGAUAAAUCAUUUGUUCGUCGGACGAAGGACGGUCACACUGCGGCACAAAUGAUGUGGGAGGCAGUUCGAGCUAAUGAUAAGAAAGCUGUGUAUCGCCUUAUUGUAAGCUCUGAAGCAGACGUUAAUGCUCUUUACAAGCAAGUUGUGUCUAAUUCUUCCUUAACCCUUGCCAAAGUAAUGCUGUUACAAGAACAACCAUACACUGAUCAGAGUUCUACUUGCUUAGAAAUGGACUUGGCAAGUCCAAGUGAGAGGCUUAUAGUUGGGGACUUCGAUGGGUGCUCCCUUCUACACCUUGCUUGUGAAACAGCUGACCUAGGGAUGCUAGAGCUUCUUAUGCAAUACAGUGCAAAUGUAAAUUCUUCAGAUUCAAGUGGUCAGACACCACUUCAUUGGUGUAUUAUAAGAGGCAAAGCUGCAUUUGCUAAGUUGCUUCUUGCAAGGGGUGCUGAUCCACAUGCUUUGGAUGGGGAAAGUAAAACCCCUUGCGAUCUUGCAUUGGGCUCAAAUUUUGAUGACGUUGAUGUCCUUAAUCUCUUGUCAGAUGCAAAUGCUUAAUACAUUCAAGAGAGUAUAUACCAAACGUGGACAGAGAUUGAAGCUGUACCCUUUGUUUGAAAUGAAACCAGGGUUUCAGUUCUUUGUAAUUAUGCUAGUAAAUUUUGUGCUGACAGAUCUCCAUCGAAAGACACUGCUGCUUGUGCAUUAAGGGCCCUCAAUGUUGCAUGUUGUGGUCUGCAAGAUUCCUGGGGACUACGCGUCCGAAUCUUCUAUUGAAGUAAAAUGUUAGGGUGGUCUUUCAUGCUUGAUUUUGGAGGUCAGAUGCAUUGGAGGGUUGCAGUCUUUUUGUGUUGUAAAGCUGUUUUUUCACUUAGCAGUUUUAUUGGUUUUUGUUUUUAGAGUUUUUUGUGGCAGGUUCUAGGCAUUGGCCUUGGGUGCUGGUAUUUUGUGUACAUUUUGCUGUUAAUUUUAACUUUUGUGGUGUAGCCUUUGUAGUUUGUAUAUCUAAAUCUAAGUGUUAUUUUAACUGAGGGAAAAUGAUUUGCCUGCCUGUCCCUUCACUGGUUUAGUACAUUUGGUGGUGUAU
Solanum verrucosum is the source of this 3364-nucleotide messenger RNA. RefSeq names its product ADP-ribosylation factor GTPase-activating protein AGD3. Gene Ontology annotation, cellular component: cytoplasm. The record is from RefSeq and is a predicted model, not a curated record. Bases 382 to 2835 code for a protein of 817 amino acids. Gene Ontology annotation, molecular function: GTPase activator activity; protein binding. The transcript has 19 exons. Lineage: Eukaryota; Viridiplantae; Streptophyta; Magnoliopsida; Solanales; Solanaceae.